Messenger RNA from Kalmanozyma brasiliensis GHG001, 2082 nucleotides. RefSeq names its product protein of unknown function DUF1546. Gene Ontology annotation, molecular function: transcription coactivator activity; RNA polymerase II general transcription initiation factor activity; protein heterodimerization activity. The record is from RefSeq and is a predicted model, not a curated record. The transcript has a single exon. NCBI's taxonomy places the organism in Eukaryota, Fungi, Basidiomycota, Ustilaginomycetes, Ustilaginales. Gene Ontology annotation, biological process: transcription initiation at RNA polymerase II promoter; RNA polymerase II preinitiation complex assembly. Bases 1 to 2082 code for a protein of 693 amino acids. Gene Ontology annotation, cellular component: transcription factor TFIID complex; SAGA complex; SLIK (SAGA-like) complex.
AUGGCUCCCUCGGCAAAGAGCGGUACCAAUGCUGCAGGCAGCAGCUCCAAUGCCAACAACACAAGCUCCCUUGGCAUCGGACUCUCCUCAUCGUCAGCAGGCAACGCCGGCGGCAGCAUCGGUCUUGGACCUCUUGCAGGCGUACCGGCUUCCGUCUACCCAACCGACACAAUCAGAGAUGUCGCCGAGUCCGUCGGCAUCAAUGGCAUGAAGGAGAGCGUCGCUGCUGCACUCGCCGCCGACGUCGAGUACCGCAUCCGUGAGAUCGUCCAAGACGCUACCAAGUACAUGCGACAUUCAAAACGAGAUCAGCUCAAGACGACCGACAUCGACGCCGCGCUCCGUGCACGCAACAUCGAACCCAUCUACGGCUUCCUUCCUUCCUCGUCCGGGCGGUCUGGGGCGAACAGCACAUCGAGGUAUACAGCUGGACCCACUUUCCGCCGCGUCCAGACCGCUUCUGGAGUGCCGCUGCACUACGUCGAGGACGAAGAGAUCGACUUUGACAAGAUCUUGGAAGCAGGCCCCAAGAUCGGCAUCGGGCGUGGAGUCGGCUGGGGUGCGCACUGGCUGGCCAUCGAAGGUGUGCAACCUGCGGUGCCUCAGAAUCCCUCGCCGAUCGCAAUUGCAGAGGCGAAGGGCAUCUCGGGCUUCAUGGGUCCCACUUCGACGCAGCCCAUCGCAGCUGCGCCCGCAGCGAAGGCAGUCACUGUUGCAGGAGGCGACGGUCAAGCGAUCGCCAAGCCUCUCGUCAAGCAUAUUCUUUCGCGCGAGCUUCAGCUGUAUUACGAGAGGCUCACAAAGUCGAUCGUCAGCCCGCCGCCAGAAGCGGACGAGGAUCUGGACGACGAGGUGGAAGAGCAGCCGGCACCAAAAGCACCCGUGGCAACUAUCCCCAUUGCACAAGACCAAGAUGUCAACAUGGACUCUGCGGGCUCGCCAAAGGAUCAGAUCGUCACACCGCCAAGACCGACCGUCGCCCUUGCCAAGCCGCUCAAGGCCUUCGCGCAGAAGGGAUCCGGCAACCACGUUCGAGACGCCGCUCUAGCCAGUCUCCGCGGCGAUCCUGGUCUGCAUCAGCUCGUUCCGUACCUCAUCCAGUUUGUGGGCAGCAAGGUCAUCGAGAUCUUGCGCUCUCCCUCGCAAGACGACGCAGCCGAUGCAGAGUCAGCAGCGACCGCGGUGCGCGAGAGUCGACAGAUCAGCACCGCAGACAAUCACAUGCUCAGCGUCCUCCUCAGCACCAUGCACGCCAUCCUAGCCAAUCCGCACAUCUUCGUCGAGCCAUACCUUCAUCAGAUGAUGCCGUCCAUCCUGUCCAUCCUGCUCACCUCGUCCCUGGCGGAGCCGGAGCUCUUGCGUCAGCUGCAAAGCUCAAGCGACGUCCAUACGCCACUGGUCACGGCCGGGUCAUCAUCCUACUCGCUUCGUGCCCAUGCCUCUGCCUUGCUCACCCACAUCGUCGACACGUUCGGCGCCUCGUACCCGACACUCAAGCCUCGUAUGGUCGCGACCCUGCUCAAAGCGCUCAUGACGGGUGUUGUGCCGGGGAGCAGCGAUCAGGAUUCGGCACGACGCGCCGAAGCUGCUGCUCGCGAACCGCGCGCGAGCCCGGGGACGAAGCUCGGUGCGCUCAUGGCACUCCGUCGAUUAGGCAAGGCGAGCUUCCGCACGCUCCUCUCGACUUCAUCUCAACUCAACGCCAAGCUGGGCGACAGCGCCGACGCGCCCGCUUCAUCCAGCUCGCCCCUCCGCCUGCUGGGCGAGUGGAUGCAAUCGUGGGAGUCCGGCUCGUUGCACACUGCGGAAACGUCGACGCAAGCCCCUGAGUUGCGAGCAUUGCAGAUGAAGCCCCUCAUCAACGAGGUGGCGGGCGCACUGGAUGCGUUGCUCCCACCCUUCGUCGCGCCGAACGCCGAGCUGCAGGGCUCGAAGGAGGAGAGAGAGCAGAGACUCGAGGAGACGUAUGGUGCGUAUUGGAUCGAGAAGGUGGUCAGCGUGGAUGCGAGGGCGAGGGCCGCACUGGAGACCGAGUUGGGGAUGCGAGGGGCUGGUAAAGAGGCCACUAAGCAGGAGGUGUGA